Messenger RNA from Capsicum annuum, 2984 nucleotides. Its product is annotated as inositol monophosphatase 1. Gene Ontology annotation, biological process: inositol metabolic process; signal transduction; phosphatidylinositol phosphate biosynthetic process. The record is from RefSeq and is a predicted model, not a curated record. Lineage: Eukaryota; Viridiplantae; Streptophyta; Magnoliopsida; Solanales; Solanaceae. Gene Ontology annotation, molecular function: inositol monophosphate 1-phosphatase activity. Bases 128 to 1063 code for a protein of 311 amino acids. The transcript has 12 exons.
AAACUAUAUUUGCAAAACUUUUUAAUUAUAAGAAUAACAUCUGAAUGACCUAAAAUAAAAAGUUUCAUUUGCAUAAAUCAAAUUCACCAAUUUCUCUCUUUUCCAAAAAUAAAAAAUAAAAAAUUGAAUGGCUCAACAUGUUUCACUAGAAGAAUUCUUGGUUAUUGCAAUUGAUGCAGCAAAGAGAGCUGGAGAAAUAAUUUGCAAAGGAUUUUAUGAGACUAAACAUGUGGUGCACAAAGGCCAGGUGGAUUUGGUCACGGAGACAGACAAGGUGUGUGAAGAUCUCAUAUUCAAUCAUCUGAAGCAACAUUUUCCGACUCACAAGUUCAUAGGUGAAGAAACUUCUGCUACUACCGGAGAUUUUGAGCUAACUGACGAACCAACAUGGAUAGUCUCAUUCUUUACGGUAAUACACCUCUCUACUUCUUCAGAGGUAGCGGUAUGGUCUGCAUACAUCUUACCCUCCCCAGACCAUUGGGUUUGUUGUUGUUGUUGUUGUUGUGGGUUUCCUUCUGUCUGUGUCUCGAUUGGUCUCACGAUUGGGAAGAUUCCAACAGUUGGCGUUGUUUAUGACCCAAUCAUCGACGAGCUUUUCACUGGAAUUGACGGGAAAGGGGCAUUUCUCAACGGGAAGCCUAUCAAAGGUAUGUCGCACACAAUGUUGCUCGGACUGUUCAAAAAUAUCAACGGAGUAUCUUCUCAGUCCGAACUUGUGAAGUCCCUCCUCGGCACAGAGGUUGGAACUACGCGGGAUAACUUAACUGUAGAAGCUACAACGAAGAGAAUCAAUAACCUGCUUUUCAAGGUUAGAUCGCUCCGAAUGUGUGGUUCGUGUGCACUUGAUCUCUGUUGGGUAGCAUGUGGAAGGCUUGAACUCUUCUAUUUAAUUGGAUUUGGCGGCCCUUGGGAUGUUGCAGGUGGCGCAGUAAUAGUUAAGGAAGCGGGAGGCAUCCUGUUUGAUCCAUCUGGUUCGGAAUUUGACAUCACAGCCCAAUGUGUAGCUGCGACGAACCCUCAUCUCAAGGAAGCAUUUAUCGAGGCCUUGCAACUAUCCGAAUGAGAAUCAGUUAAGUUCUUUCAUUAUUAGGCCAAAAGAAUUCAAUUCUUGUAUGCAUUGUUACUGAUUUUCUUUUAGUAGCUACUGUUAUCUGGCUAUAUGGUGUGAGAAACUUUCUGUAAACAGCUCAUGUGUGACAUCAAAAAAUGUUUUUUUGUUUUGGUUGAAAAAAGUUAACUUUAGCUUUUGAUCUUGAGUGGUAAAAGGCGCAGCGUGUGAUGUGUGAAUUAGGCGCACAUUAUGGGGUUCGAGCUGUGUCAUAGAGAAAAAGCGUGGUACUAAGUGGAGAAGGGUAGAGAGGCGGACUCACUAUCCACCGAGUUUUAAACCGUGGGCCUUUUUCCUCGGGAUCCUCAACAACAACAACAUACCGAGUGUUACCCUACAAGUGGAGUCUGGGUAGGGUGGUGCAUACGAAAACCUUACACCAACCGUGUGUAGAUAGAGAGGUUGUUUCCGAUACCAAAAGUUGCCCUCGAUAUCAUGGUUGGGUCGAUCAGGCCGGAUCAACAGACAGUGCUCAAGAAAGCAAUUAUGUUUUUAUAAUCAUGGUGUCCCGGCCAGCUUUCGAGUACCUCGAUUAGUUCCAGGGACACCUUCCACCCCCCACCAGCAAUAUGUAAAGACCUAAUGGUACUCAACCCACUAUGUUGACCAAUAGGUGACACCCUUUGGUGCUCAAGAAAGCAAUUAUGUUUUUAUAAUCCUGGUGUCCAGGCCAGCUUUCGAGCACCUCGAUUAGUUCCAGGGAUACCUUCCACCCCCACUAGCAACAUGUAAAGACCUAAUGGUUCUCAAGCCAUUAUGUUGACCAAUAGGUGACACCUUUUGGUGCUCAAGAAAGCAAUUAUGUUUUUAUAAUCGUGGUGUCCAGGCCAGCUUUCGAGCACCUCGAUUAGUUCCAAGGAUACCUUCCACCCCCACCAGCAACAUGUAAAGACCUAAUGGUACUCAACCCACUAUGUUGACCAAUAGGUGACACCCUUUGGUGCCCAAAAAGCAAUUAUGUUUUUAUAAUCGUAUUGUUCGAGCCAUCUUUCACAUACCUUGACUAGUUCUGGGAAUACCUUCCACCCCCACCAGCAACAUGUAAGACCUAAUGGUUCUCAACCCACUAUGUUGACCAAUAGGUGACACCCUUUGGUGCCCAAAAAGCAAUUAAGUUUUUAUAAUCGUGGUGUUCGAGCCAGCUUUCACAUACCUUGACUAGUUCUGGGAAUACCUUCCACCUCCCACCAGCAACAUGUAAAGACCUAAUGAUUCUCAACCCACUAUGUUGACUAAUAGGCCAUACCCUUAGGUUCUCAAGAAAGCAAUUUUGUGUGUUACUUUAGCCCACUAGUUGCCUCCAUGUGACUAGGAGGUCAUAGAUUUAAGCCGCGAAAACAACCUCACGAACUUUUCUUGAUCGAAUCGCAAUUUGAAUCUAUCAGAAUUCAAGACAUAUAGUCAACAUAUGCUAUAUAGUAUUGAUAUUUCUUUCAAAGGCUUGGACUUUAAUUAUCUAGUCUAGUUUUAGUGUCACAGGUUUCCGAUUUGGUUGUCAUUUUCAUAUUGUGAUUUGUGAAUAGCAACAAGAUCCUAGUUGGUAGUGACAUGACAAAAGUUGCAUCUAAUAUUUUAGCAGCAGGACCACGAGACGUGGAAACAACCUCUUGCAGAGUAAGAUUGCGUAUAAUAGACCCUAAUAGUCCGGCUCUUCUAUAGACCCGUGAAACUUGUGAUCCUGCUCUUCCUCAAACCCUGCGCAUAGCAGGAAUAGUGCAACGAGCGCUUGUAUAUGUAUAAGCUUCUUCUCUAAAUUAUGUCAAUUUUUUAUUUUUUUUUUGUGAAUAUAAAAGUUUCUCAUUUAAGAUAGUAUUAAAAGUGACAUUAUGAUUUUGCUUAAAAUUCAUCUUCAAAGAGUAGAUGAAAGGUUAAACUC